This is a messenger RNA of Hypomesus transpacificus, 3878 nucleotides long. RefSeq lists its product as uncharacterized. The record is from RefSeq and is a predicted model, not a curated record. The transcript has 2 exons. The coding region runs from base 516 to 1844 and encodes 442 amino acids. NCBI's taxonomy places the organism in Eukaryota, Metazoa, Chordata, Actinopteri, Osmeriformes, Osmeridae.
UACUGUUUUGGAACUGCUCCUCCUUGAUUUCAAGAAUAAACAGAUAAAGACAAAUUCUUCUGACUUCAGACAUUCAAUCAUAGAAAAUUCCACCACAAACUUGACGUCACGAACAAGAUUCCACGAGUGAUCGUCGGGAGCGACGCGGACGGGGACUGAUCAUCCCAAACAAAGGUGUUUGGCCUCCAAAACCUCAACAUUUUCAAAGAGAGGGGAGGACCGGCCGUUGCGCCCCCGAUUGUCUCCGCUGGAAUUUUGACCUGUUAUGACAUCUUCAAAAUCAUCAAAAGUUAAACGGUGAGAAAUAUUCAUAACUUUUUAAAUUUGGAAUUUGGUACAGACCGGUCAGGCUUGACACCAUAGGCGUUUUCCUCACUUCCUUUACUGGUUGUGGAAAAAAUUCGAACCAGACUCUUCCCGGGGAAGAAUUCCUUUAUUCUUGUUGUGGAAAGAACGAACCAGACCUUACAGAGACGUCUGUAUUGAAAAUCAGUGCACUGCCCAUCAAAGUAAGGAUGGGAAAGAAAAGUAAACAGGUUGGACCUGUUGAGGGUCCUAUAGUGGACCAGAUGAGGAAGAGAUAUGGUGAAGAGAGCCUGGACUGUUUGCAUGUUUGGUCAGAAAAGUUUGGUUUUCCUGUAAACGGAUCCUUUAGGACAAACCAGCUGAGUCAGUUAAGAGAGAAAUUGAUGGAACAAGAAAGUGAUUUAAGAGGGAAAAAGAAAGUGAAUAUGAAAGAUUUAGAAAUGGUUGAAAAACACAGGAAAUGUUUUGAGUUGUGGAACAAAGAGUCUGACCGUAGGGAGAGAUCCAGACUUCAGAAGGUAUUGAAAAGUGAACCAGAAAAAUGUCAGGAUGAAGAGAUAGGGAAAUGUCCACCAUACAUGCCGGCGCACACGCACUCGCACAUGUCUUCUGCUUUGUACCCACAGUUGAGUGCCACGAGGCUGCGCUCGGACCUGGAUUUCCUGCCCUCCUGCCCUCCUUCAGCUCCACGACCAGACCACACACAAAGCCAACGACAACCCCCACCGCUGAGAGAGGCCCUUCUUCAGCCACAGAAAGAGGAACUCUCUUCUCCAACUAACCGCACCCGAUCGGGCCAGAUGUAUGGACAGGGGAAGUCAACUUCUGUCCAGGCAGCCGACUCCACCACGCCUGUCAACCGCCGCGCAGAAAACACACCACUGCCUCCGGACUCAGACGAUGAACUAAGUGCCUUUCCAGUACAGAACUACCCCAUGGUGGAGGUCGCGGGACAUGACGGCCCGACCAUGGUUUUUCGCCCGUGGACUGUGUCAGACGUUAGGGAAGCUAGUUCACACCUCCCAGACGUUACUACCUCGGGAGAAGCCUUUGCUGAGGCAUUGAUUGUGUUCUGUAGGGAGUUCAGACCCACUUUAACUGAACUCAGGCGCCUGUUAGGGACAAAAAUGAAGGCAACAGACUUUGCAAAGAUCUCCAACAUCCUUGUGGGUGAUGACAUCAGGUGUGCUCACAUUGAAUAUGGACAUGCGGACAAUCCACAGUAUGCGAGAAAAGUCACUGACAUCGCUACUGUCAUAAAGACAGCUUUUCCAACUCGACUGAACAUGUCAGCAAUAGCAGCAUGUAAACAGAGACCUGAUGAAGGUACAGACGACUACCUGCACCGCCUCACAGAAGUUUUCACCACCCACAGCGGCAUUGCUCGACCCAACAACACCGACCAGAUGACACCCUGGGAAACCCAUCUCUGUUCUGCUUUUCUGAAUGGACUGUUACCAGAGAUCGCUGCUGCCAUCAAACUCUCCUGUGUCUGUUAUGAGGAAGCCCGCUCGGAUGAACUACGACGACACAGCUGACAUAACCAAGCUCAGCUGAUGGCCAAGAAACAACAGAGGACCAUUAAAGCUGAGAAGGAACUUCAUCAAGCCACACUGACUCUUCUUCAAACUGCAUCCCAGCAACAUGGAGGCAAAGGCGGCUUCAACAAGAAGGGCAGGAAGGGAGAACAAGGGCGCGGUAAAGGAGACAACAAGGGUCGGCAUUUCCACAAAGACCCUGAUGCCUGUUUCAAGUGUGGGGAAAAAGGACACUGGGCAAGGGACUGUCCUAAUAAGAGGGGGGAGAAGAAUGAGUUUUCCCACCGGAAGAACAGCUUUCAUUCAUCCGAUUGACUAAGAGGGCAGGAGACGGGAGCUGAGCGCAGACCACUGGCCUCAACGCAGCAUGAAAAAGAUUUCUACACAGGUAAAAGACGCAUUGCCCCAGCCAGCUGAAGGUACUCUACACAACCUUAAGCCAGGUGAUUGGAUCGUGGUGAAAGAUCUGCGCAGGAAGAACUGGAGAUCGAAGAGGUGGUUAGGACCGUUCCAGAUCCUGCUAACUACACACACUGCUGUAAAGACGGCUGAAAGAGCGACCUGGAUCCACGCCAAUCACUGCAGAAAGGUUCCUGAGCCUCCCGAGUAACCACACACCUGCCACACACUUACACGGCAGGGCUGCGCUGACUCAUCACAGUUCUAGAGUGUACGAAGAACGCUGCUCUGAACUGCUCCGGCGAAAUACAUAAUGCACAUACACGUUCCAGAGAAUACAUCCACAUCUGUUGUCACCAAGCAACCUCCAAGGGACAACGUGGGACCGCCGACCACCAUGAGAACAUCCUGCAACCGUUCCAGAUUAGGUACCAUGAUGGGGCUGGCCUUGAUCCUCACUCUGAUCCUAUCUCCACUGGUGGUAUCUCACUCAUCGUACAGUAUAUCAGAUGGUGAGACUCCCAAGGGAACAGACUGAUCAGCGCGUGGCGAUAUAUGGCCCGACCAACAUAACAGAAGGAGAUUGUCCUGUGACACUCAUGUCUAGCCAGAAUUGAGACUGUUCGAUAUCUAAGAGUAGUAAAAAAUACUCGCAACAUUGCUUAUGUUUGUACAUACCCACCCGCCUUGACUAAAAGCUUUCAGAACUACAGACGUACUGUACGUGGGGGGAGUUUAGGGACAACCAUGAAAUUCACAAUGUAUUUUCCCCGGUUAGGAUGGCUGAGUCUGGCUGAUGAUUGUUAAGGCCAUUGACAGAUCUGUUAACACCCAGUUCCUCAAUCUUGUGGCUACAGACCGCAACCCCACUCAUGCUCCUCUGCCGACUGACCUUUGGAGGCCCUGGGCAAGUCCAUCUGAUUUUGAUUUUGGUUCUGAUUCCAACUCUGAUGAUGCCUCGGUCAUAGUCUAAUUUGUUUUUGAUCAUGAUUGUGUCACAUUCUGAUUUGUUGGAACGUUUGCCUAUUGGUGCUUGGACAUUUUGCCCUUCUGAAUUGCGAUAUUUGCAUUUUGGCCCGUAUGAAAAUGUUGAUAUUACAUUACAUACUGUAUCCUCUGAUGACACUUACAUUUCUUUGUCUCCUGAUAGCUCAGAUUUUCCCUUGUCUCCUACAAUUUGGGUAGUACAUUAUCAGGCUAGAGUACGUGCUCUCAUCAGUUUAUCACGACCAACUUUUAUUUGGAAUAUGAUUAUAAUAGGUGACUGUCCUUUUAUUUCCAUUUUUGUUGGACACCUUUGUGUCUUCUCUGCCCUUCCGGGUAGAUGGUAAAAAAUUGUUCUGUAUAUUUUUCUGCUUGCUCAAACACUCAGAGACGUCUAUGUCUCGCAAAACCAGCUUUUGCUUAUUCUACUGGUUAAUGAUGAAGUGUUUUCAACUGUAACAAGGGUAACACAUUUGAUGUAUUCCAUGUAGUUGUAUUUUCUUUGUUUUAUAUAAUUUUUAUGUUGAUCAAGGGUUUGAUCAAAAGGGGGGAAUUGUAAUAGAAAAUUACUAUUCUUUAAGAUGUCUAUAAUAUUCUUUGGCCUAGAACAAUUAUUGCUGAGGUUUUAACUUCUGUAAAAAUGGCAUAACC